AAAUGAAUGAUACAAAUCUGCGAAUUCAUAGAAGAAUUCCUGAAAAAGUUUAUGAAUUGCUUCCUGCUUAUACAUGGAGCGAAUUUAAUGAAAGAGUUUUAUCUGGUGCAUGCCUCGUUGUCGCUGAAGGAUUAGUAUUUGAUAUUCACAGCUGGAUUAAAAUUCAUCCUGGUGGUCAAAAAAUUUUACGCAGAGUGAUUGGAACAGAUAUUACCAAUGACUUCUUUUUUGAUCCAAAUGUUCAAACAGUUAUCUCCAAAAAUUUUGAUAAAGAACACGAGUUAUUAUUAUCCAACGAUUUUAAUGAUGGCCCCUUAAACUAUUCAAACAUUCAAUUUAAAGAUAAGAAACCAAACUCUCGUGCUCCAAAGUCUGUUGCAAGAACAAUUGAUUUACUUAAUAGUGUUACGUUUAAAAAUACUCGUGUCGCAAUGCAUAGACAUUCUAAAUUUGCAACUGCUAAAUUGGCAUCUAUGGUUGUUGCACGUAUUUCGGAUUAUGAUGAUGAAAAUGUUUCAAGACCAGUUGUUGAUGGAAUAUUACCAUAUUCAGUACUUAACGCAUCAAAAAUUUCACCUGAAAUAUUUAGAAGAUAUAUUCUUACAAAUAUUGAAGAUGUUACUAGAUAUGAUGCUGAAAAUCCAGUAAAGAAAUUGACUUUUCAAGUCAUUCAUCCAUAUGAAAAAUUACCUGAAAUUUUACCUGGUGAUUACAUUGAAAUCAUGAGCUAUACAAAUAAAGCUACUGUUGUCAGGCCUUAUACGCUACUUAAAGGUCCUUCUGAUAAUACCUUUUCGAUCAUUGUUAAAAUAUAUAAAGAUGGUGUUAUGUCUCAACAUUUGAUUGCAGUCAGAGGUCCAUUUGAAAUAACAGAACGAAUUGAACAAUCAAUAUCAUCCAAUAUUUCUGAUGCAGGUUUACGACGUAGACUACGUGCAAGUCUUUUAAGCACAUCUGUUCGUAAGCUUUCAUAUGCAAAAUCAAAUGCGGCAUUUAGUGGGUAUGGAAGUGUUUCUAGUGAGGAUAAUGAUCCACCUCCACCUAGAAUUUUAUUAAAUCAUGCUAGAGAAGAUAAAUGUUGGGAUUACCUUUUCCUCGUUUGCGGUGGUACAG
This is a messenger RNA of Racocetra persica, 1113 nucleotides long. The record is from the annotation of a GenBank genome assembly. NCBI's taxonomy places the organism in Eukaryota, Fungi, Glomeromycota, Glomeromycetes, Diversisporales, Gigasporaceae.